Molecule: messenger RNA, 387 nt
Organism: Ilex paraguariensis (yerba mate)
Lineage: Eukaryota; Viridiplantae; Streptophyta; Magnoliopsida; Aquifoliales; Aquifoliaceae
Source: the annotation of a GenBank genome assembly
AUGGACGCUACAGAAAAUGGAUGGAUAGUUAAAGGAAAUGGUGGGGAAUUUCGAAGUAAACAUGGGAAAUCUUCAGAAUCCACAAUCAUUACAUUGCUUCCUGGAAGCAGAUUACAGGAGGUGGAGCGAAUGAUUCCCACUUUCUCAGACACUAUGGAACUAUUGAAAGACUCAUUUUCCGAGUUUACAACGGUAGUUCAUGUGGCACCUAAUCGGCACGUGGAAGAAUAUGUCAGCAAAGCUGUUUGUGAGUGGCCUGUAUCUGUAGUAUUGAUUCCUGGAGGAUCUCCACAGCUGAAGUAUGAUGCACAUAGUGUAAGGCCGCAUUCUCAUUUUUUCAUGGCUAAUGUACCACUAUUGGGGGCACUUUGUGACAAAUUAGCCUGA